CAAGGCAUGCUGGGAGCUGUAGUUUCUGAAGCAAAGGCAAAACGGAAAUAGAUGCUACACUACAUGGACACACUUGUGCAAAGAAAGGAAAAGAAAGACAAACAAAAAGUAAGCACGAGACCAGAGAUAAGAAGAAAACUCACCUGCAAGGGGCUCUAUUAAAAAGGACAAACAGGUCAAUAAAAUAAAAUCAAAGAAAUGAAGUUAUGGUGGGACUAUAAGGCACUCUCCACCUAUCUGGACAAAAAUAUGGUGCCUCGUGGACUCCGCUUGAAGAAAAGACCUACCAGAGUCUUCUCCUCCGCUUUCCAGAAUAAAUGGGAUCUGGCCUUGCUGGACUGUUCCAAAAAAAUAAUUGGAUAUAUAGUGGAGGAGGAAGAAAUGGAAUUAAACAGUCUUCAAGCCGAGAUACAACAACUCCAGACAAGUUUGGAGCCAUACCGGGAUUCUGAGGACUAUGAAAAAAUGAAUGAAAAAAUUAAUGAAAAGAUCAAGACCUUGGAAAAUACUAUUAUGGAUACUAAAAAAGAAAAAUUUAAAAGGGACUUGACAGAUUACAAAGAGGAUUCUGUUCUUUCCUGGACCAAUCCCAGAAACCCGGUAACCCCUUCCACCCCACGCUCGAUCUUGCGCUCCAAUGGCGAAAGCCGCAGCGAGAAAAAUAAAAAUCGCAAUCGAAAGCGCAGGAAUGCAAAGCGGCAAAGGCAAGUAAGCUUCUCUGAGGUGGACACAUCCCGAGAUGCCAUAUCGGACACAGAGGAAACUGCGGGCAACCUGAUAGCGGGGAUAAAAAACCCGGGAGCCCCAAAGGACGCAUCAGGAGAGUGGGACGAAAGCAUAAGAUAUCCGCUGCGAUCCCUAACACCUCGCAAGUAAGCCUGUCUGUUAUUAACUUGUCUAGUUAUAUUGUCACCGACACACAAAUUGCGGUUUUAAGUCGAGGUCUGAACUGUGUCCCAUCAUGCGAUUUCAGACUUUUCCAUACAAUACUGGACAUUAACCGUUGGGCUCGCAAGGUUACGCUUAAAAGACAUUUUGCUCUAUGUGAGAAAAGUAAUGAACUGUCGGUGUCACCAAUACAAGUUCCCAAUCGUAACAUAUCUAGGUAUUUGCCCCAACAGCAUGAAAUAUGUUUAGAUUUCUCUGAUCAAUGUAAUACA
Messenger RNA from Hyla sarda, 1160 nucleotides. RefSeq lists its product as uncharacterized. The record is from RefSeq and is a predicted model, not a curated record. Bases 199 to 876 code for a protein of 225 amino acids. NCBI's taxonomy places the organism in Eukaryota, Metazoa, Chordata, Amphibia, Anura, Hylidae. The transcript is spliced from 2 exons.